AUGGGCUUCGAGCAAAGCCCGCACGAGGCGGCCAUCUACCGGUGGGGCAAUGGAGAAAAUGCCCUGCUGGUGGGUGUCUACGUCGACGACUUGGUGAUCACCAGCACCAAGGAUGCGGAGGUAGCGGCAUUCAAGGAAGAAAUGAAGGCCACCUUCCAGAUGAGUGACCUGGGGCCUCUCUCCUUCUACCUGGGGAUCGAGGUGCACCAGGAUGAUUCCGGGAUCACGCUUCGACAGACCGCCUACGCCAAGCGCGUCGUGGAGCUAGCCGAGCUCACCGACUGCAACCCAGCUCUCACUCCGAUGGAGGAGAGGCUGAAGCUGAGCCGCGACAGCAUGACGGAAAAGGUAGACGCUACGCAGUACCAGCGUCUUGUGGGGAGCCUUCGCAUUCUCGCCCACACACGGCCGGACUUGGCAUUCUUCGUCGGCUACGUCAGUCAGUUCAUGCAGCGACCGAUGAUGGAGCAUCAGCAGGCCGUGAAGAGGAUCGUCCGCUACGUGGCGGGGACCCUCGACCACGGUCUCUUCUACCCGAGUCCUUGUGGGGCUGCAGUUGGUCCUUGUGGUCUUUGUGGGGCUGCAGUCCUUGUGGGGCUGCAGCUGCUUGACUAG
Setaria italica (foxtail millet) is the source of this 615-nucleotide messenger RNA. RefSeq lists its product as uncharacterized. The record is from RefSeq and is a predicted model, not a curated record. NCBI's taxonomy places the organism in Eukaryota, Viridiplantae, Streptophyta, Magnoliopsida, Poales, Poaceae. The coding region runs from base 1 to 615 and encodes 204 amino acids. The transcript is spliced from 2 exons.